CAGCGCCAAAUUAUUUUUGUCACAAUUUUCAUUUAUGGGAGAAAAAUUUUCGAUUCUAAAGAAGUUUAUCAUCAAGUUUUCGUUUAUUUUUUGUCAUCGAUACAAAACAAAAUAUUUGAUAAAACAUCUAUCAGUGAUAUGACACCAAAAUUGAAAUUUUCCGAAGGUGAAAAAGUGCUGUGUUUUCAUGGACCACUCAUCUAUGAAGCAAAGGCUCUUAAGAGCACAAUCACAAAAGAUAAACAAGUAAAAUAUUACAUUCACUAUGCCGGGUGGAAUAAAAAUUGGGACGAAUGGGUGCCUGAGAACCGAGUUCUGAAAUACAAUGAAGCAAAUGUACAAAGGCAGAAGGAGGUAUCAAAACAGCACUCCUCGUCCGCUGGACGGAAUAAGAAAGCAACACCAAAGGGAAAGAAGAGCGACAAUGGUGCUGUAGUAAGCAGCAGUUCAGGUGCCUGUACACCAAAAGACGGAAGCGAAUCAAGAGCCUCCACACCAUCCAAAGAUGUAAGCACUCCGCUAGCAGCCCCCUCAACUUCAAGUAGACGUUCAAAACCCGCAGCAGCAACAACUGCAGCCACAAGUACAACCACAAAUACACCUGCACCUGGACCCACGCCUUCUGUCAGCAGUAAUGCAACAACACCAUUAUCCACGGGAACAAAUAAUAACACUCCUGCUACACAAAUACCAAUCGUUUCAUCCGGAACUGAUUUUGAAUCCAAUAAAAAGAAACGUUUACGAAUUGACGUUUCUGUUGAAAAUGAAGAGCAGUUCCUCUCGAAAGUCGAGGUCAAAAUCAAAAUCCCAGAUGAACUUAAACCAUGUCUUGUGGACGACUGGGACGCAGUUACCCGCCAACACAAAUUACUUGACAUACCAGCAAAAAUAUCAGUUCAAGACAUAAUAGACUCAUAUAUUGCAUUCAAGAAAGCAUCAAAGUCAUCAAAUCCCUCUAAAGAAGUGGCCGUUAAUGAUGUUGCUAACGGUUUAGUUGAAUAUUUCAACGUAAUGUUAGGAUCUCAGCUGCUUUACAAGUUCGAAAGACCUCAAUAUGCCGAAAUACUUAGGCAAAACGUUGAUGUGCCAAUGUCAAAGUUAUAUGGUGCAUUCCAUCUCUUAAGAUUGUUCGUCAAACUAGGAUCCAUGUUGGCCUUUACCACAUUAGAUGAGAAGUCUUUGCAAAUGCUGCUUGGCCAUCUUAAUGAUUUCCUUAAAUUUUUGGUCAGAAACAGUGGACAAUAUUUCAGCAUGUCAAAUUUUGUCAAUGUCAGCCCUGAAUACCAUAGGAACACACAAUUCGUUUAGGAAUUAAAUAGGCAAUUCUUGGAUAAGUAAAGGCUAUUUUUUGUGAAUGGUUGCGAGUAGUGUGGGGCAUUUAUAACUUGCAAAAAAUAAUAAAUAGAUAUCAUACAUGCUGUCGACUGUCGAGCCUUGAAAAACAUGCCUUAUUUGAUUUUCAUUUAUUAUUUAAUAAAAAUGGAUUAAUACAUUUUUAUAACACGCAUGUUGUUAUGUGCCCCACUUUUAUAAUAAUUAUUAUUUUUUAUUUCUUGAAUAUGAAAUCAUUUUAUGAGCGUGUAUUUUGCUUUUAUGUGUUAUUGAGUCUUACUUUUAAUUUUAAGAAUUAGUUUAACAACAACCAAACAAAAUAAUAACUAUUAUACAGAUAUAAUAAAAAUUAUAAAAUAAAAUAUCCAAAUCAA
This is a messenger RNA of Eupeodes corollae, 1706 nucleotides long. RefSeq names its product nuA4 complex subunit EAF3 homolog (gene MRG15). The transcript has 4 exons. Lineage: Eukaryota; Metazoa; Arthropoda; Insecta; Diptera; Syrphidae. The record is from RefSeq and is a predicted model, not a curated record. Gene Ontology annotation, cellular component: nucleus; NuA4 histone acetyltransferase complex. The coding region runs from base 139 to 1308 and encodes 389 amino acids. Gene Ontology annotation, biological process: regulation of DNA-templated transcription; chromatin organization.